Hevea brasiliensis (rubber tree) is the source of this 1818-nucleotide messenger RNA. Its product is annotated as cytochrome P450 71AU50. NCBI's taxonomy places the organism in Eukaryota, Viridiplantae, Streptophyta, Magnoliopsida, Malpighiales, Euphorbiaceae. The transcript has 2 exons. The record is from RefSeq and is a predicted model, not a curated record. Gene Ontology annotation, molecular function: oxidoreductase activity, acting on paired donors, with incorporation or reduction of molecular oxygen; heme binding; monooxygenase activity. The coding region runs from base 75 to 1565 and encodes 496 amino acids.
CGGCCCGACUCACUAGAUGCUGUAAUAAGAAUAUAAAUAUUAGAAGGACGAACCCCACCACCUACUCAUAUAGCAUGGCUUUAACUUCGACUUCUCUAUCAUUUAUUGCCCUUGCGUUGGUUCUCCUGGUAUGGCUGUGGAUUGGAAAGAACAAGGAUAAGAAACUACCUCCAGGUCCAAGAGGGCUACCAAUAUUUGGCAGCCUUCAUUUGCUGGGGAAGUUCCCUCACCGAGCUCUACAUCAACUAGCCAAACAAUAUGGUCCAAUUAUGCAUCUGCAGUUAGGCUUGAUGCCAACCAUUGUUGUCUCAUCCCCUAAAGCUGCCGAAUUGUUUCUCAAGAUCCAUGACCUUAAUUUUGCGAGUAGGCCUCCUCAUGAGGCUGCCAAGUACAUGUCCUACGAGCAAAAGAACUUAUCUUUUGCUUCAUAUGGCUCCUAUUGGCGUAAUGUGCGCAAGAUGUGCACCCUAGAGUUGCUCAGUAACCUUAAGAUCAAUUCUUUCAAAUCCAUGAGAAAAGAAGAGCUUGAACUCUUGAUUGAGCACAUUAAGGAGGCUUCGCAUCAACGUGUUUCUGUUGAUCUCAGUGCCAAGGUCGCGUCUCUUAGUGCUGAUAUGAGUUGUAGAAUGGUUUUUGGGAAAAAGUAUAUGGACAAAGAGUUUGAUGAGAGAGGCUUCAAAGCUGUAAUUCAAGAGGCUAUGAUGUUAGCAGCAGCUCCUAACUUGGGUGAUUACAUCCCUCAGAUUGCAGCACUUGAUCUUCAGGGUUUUACAAAGCGCAUGAAGGCUGUUAGCAAGGUGUUUGAUGACUUCUUUGAGAAAAUUAUCGAUGAGCAUAUUCAGUCGAAGGACGAAAAAACAAAAGACUUCGUCGAUGUCAUGUUGGGCUUCGUGGGUUCUGAAGUGUCUGAAUAUCACAUAGGCAGAGAUAACAUCAAAGCUAUAAUCUUGGACAUGCUUGCAGGCUCAAUGGACACUUCAGCCGCAGUAAUUGAGUGGGCAUUAUCAGAACUCAUAAUACACCCUCGAGUAAUGAAGAAAGUCCAAAAAGAGUUGGAAGAGAAGGUUGGCAAGGAAAGAAUGGUGGAAGAAUCAGACUUGGAGAGCUUGGAAUACUUAGAGAUGGUUAUAAAGGAAACUUUCAGACUCCAUCCAGUAGCACCAUUACUACUCCCUCACGAGGCAACGGAAGACACCAUUAUUGAAGGUUUUCUCAUACCAAAAAAGUCACAUAUUAUUAUAAACGCAUGGGCAAUUGGAAGAGAUCCAAAUGCUUGGAGUGAUGCAGAGAAGUUCUGGCCAGAGAGGUUUUCUGGGUGCAACGUAGACGUUCGAGGACGGGACUUUCAGCUUCUUCCAUUUGGGUCAGGCCGAAGGGGUUGCCCUGGAAUUCAACUGGGAAUAACUGUGGUUCGAUUGGUGCUGGCGCAGCUGGUGCAUUGCUUCGAUUGGGAGCUCCCAAAUGAACUGCUACCAACCGAUUUGGAUAUGGCUGAGGAGUUCAGUCUAGUGACUCCUAGGGCCAAGCAUCUUGAGGCCCUACCCACUUAUCGCCUUCACGUUUGAACUUUUGCUAUUGUGUCUUCUACCAUCCCAAAUGUCUUUCUACCAACCGAUUUGGAUAUGGCUGAGGAGUUCAGUCUAGUGACUCCUAGGGCCAAGCAUCUUCAGGCCCCACCCACUUAUCGCCUUCACAUUUCAACUUUUGCAUUGUGUCUUCUACCCUUAGAUAUGGAAUUAUGUCCUUGGUUUAUAUAAUUGUAUUAAUAAGUAAUGUCAGUUUCCAUCGGUUCAAUGAAAUUAUGUGCCGCUUAAUAGA